AUGCUAAUUCCUAGUAUGAAUAUUUCCCGUCUCAUGGUGCAUUCUCAACAAAUUGAGGAGCAAAAGCUUAAGAAAACAAAUAGGGAGUGGAAAAGAGCUAGAUCCGAUGAUGAGAACUUUCCUAAUGCUAAGUCCGAUGGACAAGGUAGGCCUAGGACUAAACCAAAGUAUUUCGGCCAAGAAUCUCCAUUUCCUAAGCCUAGUUGCACCAAGUGUGGGAGGAAUCAUCUUGGUAAGUGCCUAGCCGGCAUGGAUGGUUGCUUUGGGUGUGGGAAGGAUGGGCAUAAAAUGAGAGAUUGUUGGGUCCUUAAAACUAAAGGAAGAGAGGGUAAGAAAGUUGACUCUAGUGGUGUUGAUGAGGAGCCUCGAAAGAAGAAUAGGUUUUAUGCUCUCCAAUCUAUAGAAGAUCAAGAAUGA
Messenger RNA from Solanum verrucosum, 417 nucleotides. RefSeq lists its product as uncharacterized. NCBI's taxonomy places the organism in Eukaryota, Viridiplantae, Streptophyta, Magnoliopsida, Solanales, Solanaceae. The transcript has a single exon. Bases 1 to 417 code for a protein of 138 amino acids. Gene Ontology annotation, molecular function: nucleic acid binding; zinc ion binding. The record is from RefSeq and is a predicted model, not a curated record.